Trichophyton rubrum CBS 118892 is the source of this 1281-nucleotide messenger RNA. Its product is annotated as arginine-tRNA ligase. Gene Ontology annotation, cellular component: mitochondrion. Gene Ontology annotation, molecular function: arginine-tRNA ligase activity; ATP binding. Lineage: Eukaryota; Fungi; Ascomycota; Eurotiomycetes; Onygenales; Arthrodermataceae. Gene Ontology annotation, biological process: mitochondrial translation; arginyl-tRNA aminoacylation. The coding region runs from base 1 to 1281 and encodes 426 amino acids. The transcript has a single exon. The record is from RefSeq and is a predicted model, not a curated record.
AUGACCAGCAUGGAAUUCCUUUGCGAUGUUUGGAGACGAGAACUCAACAAUGACCUUUUUCUUGCCGGAGCUCUGGUCUUUGGCAUCACGGAGGAUAGAGGAGAAGAUAAAUCUGAGAUUGAGAGCAAGGGUCUCUUUGCUGAGAGAAACGCAUUCUUCCAGAAAAUGGAGGAUGAGGAUGCCGAAGCUAUUACACUAUGGAAACGGUUUCGUGAUGUCAGUAUCGAGCGGUAUAUCUCUACCUAUGCUCGCCUCAAUAUUAAGUUUGAUGCUUACUCUGGGGAGUCAACUGUGAAAGCAUCGACGGUCGAGAAGGCCGAGUCACUUCUCAAAGAAAAGGGCGUCUACACUGAAGAUAACGGCACUUGGAUUAUUGACUUCAAGAAGCACGGUGCUCCUAAUCUUGGAGUUGCAGUUGCUAGAACACGAAUCGGCACUACAACUUACUUACUCCGUGAUAUCGCAGCUGCCUUGGAAAGAGUUGAGAAGUAUCAGUUUGAUAAAAUGAUCUAUGUUGUUUCUACAGAGCAAGAUCUAUAUUUCCAACGCCUCUUCAAGACCAUUGAACUCAUGAGUUACACUGAUGUGGCGGCCAAACUUGAGCAUGUCAACUUUGGAAAAGUCAUGGGGAUGUCAUCACGACUCAGCACUGUGAAAAUAUUGAGUGAUAUCUUAGAUGAGUGUGGUAGCGCUAUGCACGACGUCAUGCGAAAAAACCCCACCAAGUAUGAACAAAUUGAGAACCCCACCGAAGUUUCAGAUACUCUUGGAAUCACUGCAGUUAUGGUUCAGGACAUGACAGGGAAAAGAAUACAUAACUAUACUUUUGACAUCGCUAAGAUGACCUCCUUUGAAGGCGACACAGGCCCCUAUCUUCAAUACGCCCAUGCAAGACUUUGUUCAAUCGUUCGAAAAGUUGACAUUGAUCCGAAGGAGAUUACAAAUGCCAAUUUUUCCCUCUUAAAGGAGCAGCAUGCCAUUAACAUCCUUCGUCUGAUGGCACAGGUUACAUCCAAUGCCGUGAAAACACUAGAGCCAACCACCAUUCUGACAUAUCUUUUCCGAUUGGCACAUCAGAUCUCCUCAGGGUACGAUGUAAUUAAGGUGAUUGGUGCCGAAAGCCACGACGUCACCGUCGCUCGUCUAGCUUUGUAUGAAGGAGCUCGACAGGUACUGAAAAAUGGAAUGCGCCUUCUGGGCUUCACCCCCGUCAAACGGUAUGAACAUCCCUCAAGUACAUUCAAGUUUUGCAUGAACUUUCUAACUAGUCACAGGAUGUAA